GUUCGGAACAAUUAGAAUCUCUGCAACGCGAUUGUUGUACCCGCUCUGGUCCCCUCCACCAAAUGCAACCCGAAAUCGACGUCGAAGCUGGUCAGCUAUAUCCUGCGGAAGUUCGAUGGGCUGCCAAAUACGAAUGGCUGCUUAGCUGUGGCUACAGGCUCCGGGAUCGCUACAAACCAGACUGGGUACCUUCGUGGAGGGGCAAGGGCGAUGAUGUGGUAUCUUGGGAGCAGGAAGAUGCUCACCCAUUUCAGGACAGUCGCGUCGCGGACGCCGUUCGUGUGUCUGACAACACGCCGGUUGCUCUCAAAAGGAUAUAUCCUGACAAGAACCCACAGGAAGAGGGCAUCAUCAUCAGUCUCGGGAGCGAACCUCUGGCAUCUGACUCUCAUAAUCAUUGCGUUCCCAUCUACGAGAUACUCUCUGUUCCGGAUGAGGACUACAAGCUCAUAGUCAUGCCCUUGCUACGGAAAUACGCAGAUCCCGAAUGGGACACUAUGGGCGAGGUCGUUAGCUGUAUUCAUCAGGUAUUUGAGGGAUUACAGUUCAUGCACGCCAAUCGCAUUGCUCAUCGUGAUUGCACUGUGGGCAAUAUCAUGCUGGAUCCUAGGGACAUGUAUCCCGAUGGGUUCCAUCCGUCCAGGCCGCGCAGAGCAAGAGACUGGAACGGAGACGCUAAAUUUUACACGAGAACUCAGCGUCCGUCAAGAUAUUAUCUCAUAGACUUUGGCCUAUCGCAGCUGUAUCCUCCGGAGGGCUCCGCGACCGCUAUCCCUUCAUUGGGAGGGGAUAAGACUGUCCCCGAGUUACUGGCCCACCCAGACAGCGAAUAUGAUCCAUUCCCCGUGGACGUGUACUACGUUGGCAACUGGGUUCGUGAAUACAUCAUAAAAGUGGGCAUUCGAAUUCUCCGGGACUACAAGUACCACGGGUUCGAAUUUUUGUCCGGUCUCAUGGAUGAGAUGACGGUCGUCGAUCCGAGCAAACGACCGACCAUGGAUCAUGUCAUGGGUCGGUUAGACGAGAUUGUGAAAUCGACAAGCUCGUGGACACUCCGCUCGCGCGUCGUCGCUCGUGGCGAACGUCCCAUUGUUGGGUUAUAUCGCGCCAUCGGACAUUGGAAACGGCGCGUGGUUUUCAUUGUGACCCGCACCCCGGCCAUUCCUACUCCGGCACCGGCCCCCCCAACUUAUGUACAACGCAGACCAAUCCCGUCGAGCUCAUCAAGCACGAGAAAACCAUCUAUACCGGCCGACUCCGGGGCGGAUUCGGAGGGCAACGCGCCCCCGCCUGAUGCUACGUAGUCCAUGUUUCUGCUUUAGCUCACUCCUUCAAUUGCUGUCGUGCUUUCUCUUUGGAUAUCGCUCGCUGAGAUGCUAUCGUCUGAUACCCAACCGUGGAAAUGAUAAUGUGCUCGUCGUAAUUCCG
Molecule: messenger RNA, 1428 nt
Organism: Punctularia strigosozonata HHB-11173 SS5
Lineage: Eukaryota; Fungi; Basidiomycota; Agaricomycetes; Corticiales; Punctulariaceae
Product: kinase-like protein
Exons: 5
Coding region: 63-1304 (413 amino acids)
Biological process (GO): mitotic DNA damage checkpoint signaling; protein phosphorylation
Cellular component (GO): nucleus; cytoplasm
Molecular function (GO): ATP binding; protein serine/threonine kinase activity
Source: RefSeq, a predicted model, not a curated record